Geodia barretti is the source of this 975-nucleotide messenger RNA. NCBI's taxonomy places the organism in Eukaryota, Metazoa, Porifera, Demospongiae, Tetractinellida, Geodiidae. The record is from the annotation of a GenBank genome assembly.
AUGAAUAGCCUUAUUAAUACCCUAUUUGCCGUCGUCAAGUUUUCACUCUACCUCUUAAUUCUAUUCGGUAUAAUCGGUGUACUAAUCAUUUUCGUGGUUAUUCCGAAAUGGGUUCGGACAGAAGAAGUGCUUGUGCCAAACAUUACUGGCAAGACCUACUACGAAGCUGUCCGUAUCCUUGAUAACGAAGGUCUUCGGCCCGCGAAAGAGAUUCGCGAGGCGAGUAGUGAUGCGCCAAAAGGCGAAAUCGUCGCCCAAGAUCCAGUGGCGAACUUUAGAAUCAAGUCCUAUCAACCUGUUACAAUCACGGUCAGCAUAGGUGCAGAGUUGGCACCUGUCCCCUCUGUCAUCGGUAAAUCAAAGGAUGCCGCUUUUGAAACGCUGACAACUGCAGGCUUUCGUCGAAAUCGGGUCGCGGAAGUUCAUUCUGAAGCUUACCUACAAGAUACUGUCAUAGCGCAAACCCCACCAGAGGGCGGUGGUCAACGGCGCGGAAGUUCUAUUAACCUCUUAGUGAGCCUAGGUCCCACACCACAAUCCAUGCAACUCCCGAAUUUCCAAGGUCAAACUGCUACGGAUGCACUUGUUGCCUUAGAGGCAGCCGGACUAAAUGUUGAGACCGAAUAUAGUUCGCACCCCAAAAUCCCUGAAGGCGCAAUUAUUGCCCACAAACCCGCAGACGGCGUGAUAGUAAAAACCGGAGAUCUGAUCCUCCUCGAAAUUAGCGGGCAAGAAUCACCUGAAAACAUCGGUAGAUUGCUACCUUUCGAGCAUUCUGUCAGCGAAGAGGGAACGCUGUCGCACCACGUCAAGAUUGUUAUCAUUGAUGACUCAGGCCAACGUGUUGUAAUUGAUCAACGUUACGCACCGGGUGAAUUGAUUGACCUUGAACGAAAAGGGGUUCGAGUCUUCGGAAAAACGCGGGUGAUUGUCUAUGAAAAUGGCGAAAAACUACCUGAAACAGUUUAUAAAUAA